Molecule: messenger RNA, 447 nt
Organism: Osmia lignaria (orchard mason bee)
Lineage: Eukaryota; Metazoa; Arthropoda; Insecta; Hymenoptera; Megachilidae
Product: rhythmically expressed gene 2 protein
Cellular component (GO): nucleus
Source: RefSeq, a predicted model, not a curated record
AUGUGUUGGCACAAGUAUCCAGGCACGAUUGAAUUACUGGAGUAUCUUCGCAAAAAGGGCCUGAUCAUAGGGGUGAUAUCGAAUUUCGAUGAGAGACUGGAAGCGAUACUCGAAGACACGAGAAUACGUUUUUAUUUCUCCUUCGUUUUAACGUCUUAUGAUUUUGGCAUGGAGAAACCGCACACCUCGAUAUUCGAUGAAGCGCUUAGGUUAACAAAAGAACGACAUAGUAUCGACGUUGCUCCCCAGGAGGCGAUACAUAUCGGCGAUUCUGUCAGUAACGACUACAAUGGCGCGAAAAACGCUAAUUGGAAUGCGUUACUCAUUAAACGCGAUGACGAUGUUACUGGCGAUAAAGAAAUUCCUGCAGAGAAUAUAUUUAGAAAUCUUGAAGAUUUGAGACUAUACUUUUCUACGCUUCUUAAUUCGGACGCGAAGCGUAUAUAA